Spodoptera litura is the source of this 925-nucleotide messenger RNA. Its product is annotated as 3-hydroxyacyl-CoA dehydrogenase type-2. Gene Ontology annotation, cellular component: mitochondrion. Gene Ontology annotation, biological process: estrogen metabolic process; fatty acid metabolic process; androgen metabolic process. Gene Ontology annotation, molecular function: estradiol 17-beta-dehydrogenase [NAD(P)+] activity. The record is from RefSeq and is a predicted model, not a curated record. NCBI's taxonomy places the organism in Eukaryota, Metazoa, Arthropoda, Insecta, Lepidoptera, Noctuidae.
UGAAGUUAGUGAAAUUGUGACUUGAAGUUCUAUGAAGGAUUCUUACUGGAAUUAUUUAAUAAAAUCAAUAUAAUUAUUGCUGUUCGUUUGUCACAGCUAUAACCAAAGUACAAAAAUGCUAAAGGGUGUAAGUCUGGUAACCGGUGGAGCUUCAGGUCUAGGGAAGGCUACAGUGGAAAGAUUCGUGAAAAAUGGCGGCAAAGUUGUUAUUCUCGAUGUACAAGGCACAAGAGCGCAGCAAGUGGCUCAAGAACUUGGUGAAAACGUUGUUGUGGCUAAAGGCUGUGUAACAUCAGAAGCGGAUGUAAAGAACGCUUUAGGUAUUGCAAAAGAUAAGUUUGGACGGCUCGACAACCUCGUCAACUGUGCUGGGCAGUCUGCCACACACCAAGUGUAUAACUUCUACAAAGAGAAACCUUGUGAGAUGGACGACUUUGUCAGAUGUAUCAAUGUUAACACAGUUGGCACAUUUAACACAAUACGUUUAGCAGCUGGUUUAAUAGGCAAGAAUAAACCAGAUGAGAAUGGGCAAAGAGGGGUUAUAGUGAACACAGCAUCCACAAUUGCGUAUGAAGGGGACAUUGGACAAGCUGGGUAUGCUGCGUCAUCAGCAGCGAUUGUUGGUAUGACGUUGCCCAUAGCUAGAGAUCUGGCGUCCCAAGGAAUAAGAGUCGUUACUAUAGCUCCAGGUCUCUUCGACACACCUCUCCUGGAUUACUUACCAGAGAAGAUGAUCGAGUUCCUAAAACGUAUGACGCCAUUCCCUUCUCGACUGGGUAAGCCUGAGGAGUUUGCACAAUUAGUCACCAGCAUAGUGGAGAAUCCUAUGCUCAAUGGCGAGGUCAUACGAUUAGAUGGUGCACAAAGAUGGUUCCCACUGUAGAUUAGGUUAAAAAAUAAGACUUAAAUAAAUUUGUAGAUACUG